Molecule: messenger RNA, 898 nt
Organism: Tarenaya hassleriana
Lineage: Eukaryota; Viridiplantae; Streptophyta; Magnoliopsida; Brassicales; Cleomaceae
Product: peroxygenase 1
Exons: 7
Coding region: 52-780 (242 amino acids)
Molecular function (GO): calcium ion binding; monooxygenase activity
Source: RefSeq, a predicted model, not a curated record
CAACAUUGUAACAGAGAGAUAAUCUGAGAGAGAGAGAGAGAAAGAGAUCAGAUGACAACGGAGGUGAUGGAGAGAGACGCCAUGGCCACGGUGGCUCCGUACGCUCCGGUGACUUACCACCGACGUGUUCGGGGUGAUUUGGAGGAUAGGCUUCCCAAGCCUUAUAUGCCAAGAGCAUUGCAAGCACCAGACAGGGACCAUCCGCACGGAACACCUGGUCAUAGGCACUACGGCCUCAGUGUUCUUCAGCAGCAUGUCGCCUUCUUCGACUUGGAUGAUAAUGGCAUCAUCUAUCCUUGGGAGACUUACUCCGGAUUGCGCUUAGUUGGUUUCAAUAUAUUCGCCUCUCUGAUCAUAGCCGCCGUUAUCAACUUCUGGCUCAGCUAUUCUACUCUACCGGGAUGGUUCCCAUCGCCCUUCUUCCCUAUAUACAUACACAACAUUCACAAGGCGAAGCAUGGAAGCGACUCCGGUACUUAUGACAACGAAGGAAGGUUUAGUCCGGCGUCCCUGGAGAUGAUGUUCAGCAAAUACGCAAAAACCUUACCCGACAAGUUGAGUCUGGGAGAAAUAUGGGACAUGACGGAGGGACAGCGCGUGGCCUUCGACUUCUUCGGCUGGAUCGCGACAAAGCUAGAGUGGGGGCUAUUGUACGUGUUAGCGAGGGACGAAGAAGGGUUUUUGUCGAAAGAAGCCGUGAGGCGAUGCUUCGAUGGGAGCUUGUUCGAGUAUUGUGCCAAGAUCUACGCCGACAUUAACGACGACAAGCUUUAUUACUAAAUAUACGGUGCAGCUUUGUAGCCGAACCCUUUUGUCUCAGCUAUAAGCCUUUGUAUGUGGUUGUGUGUUAUCUGCCAAAAUAUACAGUGAAAGGGUUUAGGGGGUGUUUUGGAUUCGA